UUUAUUUUAGAAAAAAAUGAAUUAUCGCUUCAAUUUUCGGUCUAAUUGCAAAAUUUAUUACUAAUAUGGGGCGAAUUAGUAAUUACCCAUAUGUUAAGGGGUCGGAAUAAGAUUUUCGAAUAAAUAGAUCAAUCCUCCCUUCCCUUCGGCAACCAACUGAACUUGUCCAGUCGGAAGCAGUAAUUACCCCCUCACACUAAACACACGCAGUGAGCGUGAAAAUGCCGACGGCGAACAAAAUGCUCGAAGGAUCGUUCUCCGCACGUCGGUCGCCACGCGCCACCGAGAGCGGUGUCUCCGGCGAAUUCGACGGCAGCGAUGAGUCCAAGACACGUAAGCACGUAUCUGUAGCUGCGAGGGUCACAAAUUACUUGAUCCGGACCGGGUUCAUAUGGCCCGUUCUGAUAAUGGGGAUCGCAAUCGUGAUUAUCUCUUCUCUGGUUAUCUACUCGCGAGAUUUGGUCUGCAUCUCGGCUUCCUCCUCCGCUCAUAUUUCCCGAUUGUUUGUUGGAUUUGAUGGCCUCGAGUCUGAUUUCGGAUCUCUCGGCGUCCCCUGGUGCAGAUCGAAACACGGAGCAACUGUGGAAUGGACAUCUCAAGAUUUGAUCGAAGGUCUCGAGGAGUUUGUGCCAAUAUACGAGACCCGGCCCAUCAAGAACAACAUGUAUGGCAUGGGCUUCGACCACAGUUUCGGGCUUUGGUUCAUCACAAGAUGGCUUAAGCCAGAUUUGAUGAUCGAGAGCGGUGCUUUUAAGGGACACUCCACGUGGGUUUUGAGGCAAGCUAUGCCCGAUACCCCUAUUGUGUCACUUUCGCCACGUCAUCCCGAGAAGUACCUUAAGAAGGGGGCCGCUUAUGUUGAUGGAAACUGCACCUACUUUGCUGGAAAAGACUUUCUAGAUUUCGGAAGCAUGGACUGGGGAAGAGUGAUGAAGAAACACAGGAUCGAAGAUCAGAGCAGAGUACUUGUGUUUUUUGAUGACCAUCAAAAUGAACUCAAGAGAUUAAAGCAAGCACUGAAAGCUGGAUUCAAGCAUCUCGUUUUUGAGGACAACUAUGAUACUGGAACUGGGGACCAUUAUUCAUUCAGGCAAAUAUGUGAUCAGUUCUACGUUAGAGGUGGUGGCCAUAGUUGCUUCAAAGAUAGCGACGAAGCUAGAAUAAGAUCUAGAAGGAAGAAAUUCUGGGAGAAAGCAGUCGAUGUAGAAGAGCUAUGUGGGCCCGGAGAAGAAUGGUGGGGCGUGAGAGGUCACAUGCGUGACGAUUUUAACCACAGCAAUAAAGCAAUUACCUACAACAAACAUUUUCAGAACAGCAGAUUCGUAGAAUCUGUGCUGGAUGUUUACUGGGAGCUGCCCCCAGUGGCGGGCCCCUCACUCACCCAUCAGACGAGAUAUGACCCGGCCCGUGUGCCCGGCCCGAUUGUAGAAGAUGGUAGAUACGGGUUAUUUCAGAGGGUAGGGUUAUCGAGACUCGAGAGUUCCGUCUUUAAUGGGUACACUCAAAUGGUUUAUCUUCGGGUAUCUGAACCAGAAACAUAAUCAUCCUCUCGAAUUCUGUUUUCUACGGCUUUGUUAGAUAUAAUUUUUUCAAUUUGUUUUUUACUUUGUAGUCUUGUACAAGCAUUUAUUGUUUACUACUGCUUCUGUGUUGAAGUUACUAAUGUUUUUUUUUUUUA
This is a messenger RNA of Erythranthe guttata (spotted monkey flower), 1678 nucleotides long. RefSeq lists its product as uncharacterized. Gene Ontology annotation, cellular component: endomembrane system. The record is from RefSeq and is a predicted model, not a curated record. Lineage: Eukaryota; Viridiplantae; Streptophyta; Magnoliopsida; Lamiales; Phrymaceae.